Molecule: messenger RNA, 3197 nt
Organism: Cinara cedri
Lineage: Eukaryota; Metazoa; Arthropoda; Insecta; Hemiptera; Aphididae
Source: the annotation of a GenBank genome assembly
AUGAACCAUCAAAUGACGUUUUGCGUGGACACAGAGCGGUCUGUGUUGAUAGAAAAUUUCGAAAAACGCGGUUGGAUUCACGUGGGCCCUGAAGAUGGAUGGAACUUUUAUUGGACGAACGUAAACACUUGUCGCAAUUUGUUUAACACCGAGACGAACAAUUACACGAUGACGGACAAUCAGAUUAUCAACCAUUUCCCCAAUCACUAUGAACUUUGCCGAAAAGAUUUGCUUAUGAGGUUAUCGAUAUUAUAGUAUAGUAUUCAAGUGUUCAUUAUUAUACUGGAAUUUACUAUUGAAAAUGAUUUAAGUUUAGUUUUACUAGUGCAUGCAUUAUUUGGUUAUCAUAUGGUAUUGAUUAGUAGUGUAAUUCGAAUAAAAAACAUCAACAAUCUUCGUUAACAAAUUCCUUUGUACUUUUUUUAAUCGUUUUCUAUACGUAAAAAAAAAAAAAUUAACAAUUUAGGUCUAUAUAAAAAUAUGCUUGCAUGUUAGAGGUAAACAGAUAAAAAUGUAAUAUUAUUUUAGAUUCUGAGUGGAACGAGGAAUGUAUGGGUUUUAUAAAUAUAUUUAUUUUAUUAAUUUUUUUUAUGCGAACACUUUUUCUACCAGACAGCAUACUCCGAUUAUCAAGUAUGGUGCCUUUUCCGAAAGGAAAUGUUUUCUGGGCAGUAGUUUAAAAAAAUGUCAUUUUUUUAAAUUCUCAUUAAUAUUUGAGAUAAUGAAGAAAACCUCGGUCUUUAGGUUAAAACAGAUUGAACGAUUAAAAAUAAGGUUAUCAUUUGAAAACGUUUUUAUUAAUUUUUUUUUAUUAUUAAAUUCGUAUUAUUUUAAUCUUUUUUAAACAAACAUUGUCGUGGAAACGAACAAUGGUGUAAUCAUUUUACUAUAAUAUGAUAUAUACCAUAUAUUGUAUUGCUGACCAAGCAACACGAUCAACUGAACUCCGCUCCGAAUCGUUUUUUCGUUAACAAUGGUUUAUCGUUGCUUACAGAUAUACAUUGAAUUCCCGUCUGUAUCCUAUCUUCCAAACUUCACACCUACCUGCACCCACGUGUGAAUUAUGCCCGUCCUUUUUUUAAAAUUUGUAUUUCCGUCAAAACGGUCUCGUAUGGUAAAUUAAUACCGUUUCAAAUCAACGAGAAUUUCCAGUCAGAUUUGCGACUUAGUCAAAACCGUAAAUACGUGGCUAAAAGUGGCCUCUAGCCGUCUGUAUACCGCCAUACAUUUAUCCUUCAGCCAUCUCUAUCAGAUAGUCGUGUUUUCCAAUUUAACCCUUCUCCUAGUUUUUCCCAAUCUUUCUCAACUACGUCUUUCUGUCUCAGUUUUUCAUUAUUCUAAGGGAUCUUUUCGCCGUGAGGUUUCUUUUCAGAUUUGUAAAAAGUAACGCGUAUUGUCUUCUUCAGGCGCGCUCUGUAAUCGCUAACUUCUGAUGGUGUGUACAAUGUCCGUUUUAUGAUCUAGCGUUUCCGAUUCCUCGUUCUUUUUUAUUCUCCAUUCAUUGAUUUCACGAAAACACAAAUGUUUAUAUUCUUCGGUGUUAAUUAUUAUCAAAGGCUACACCACAUUAAAAACGGACAUAUCAAUAUAUUAACAUAAAUAAAAUCUUUAAAUAGAUAAAACUUGGAACGUUAAAAUUUAAACAAAAAUUUCAAAAUUCAAUCAACUAAUUUUUGCUAUUCAAGUUUUGAUUUUACAAGUUUUCUCAUGUUUUAUUGUCACUUUAAAUCUUUUGACAGAGAUCGUGAUCUUCACAGCUUCACUAGUCCGGAGAAACAUUAAAUUUUGUUCCAUUUUGGAUUCUCACUUCGAUAUUCUUUCUACCAUUUUAUUGACUUUUGUUUUCAUCAUCCUCAGUACUUAAAGUGUUCCACUCUAACGAAAAACGUUAUACAAUCAAUCUGAAAUGUUUAAUUUUUACAUUCAAGUAAUUAUUUUUUAAGUACGGACGUCUAAAUUACAAUAAUACAUUGAAUAACACGAUACGAUGAUACACAAAGUAUGGAUCUACUGAUUACAAUAUAAUAUAUUUAUUCCCUUACAGAAACGUGAGACGUUACCGCCGAGAAAUGCAAAAAACCAAGAGUGCGGUCGCAAAAUGUAUAAGUGGGAAAUUCGUAUAUUUAGAUUUCAUACCCACUACGUUUGUGCUCCCUACCGAUUAUCACUUGUUUCUGGAGGAAUACAGCAAGAACCCGAGUACUUGGAUCAUGAAACCGUGCGGGAAAUCGCAAGGCGCCGGGAUAUUCCUGAUUGACAAGUUGUCCCAGUUGAAAAAAUGGGCCAAAGAAAAAAAAUAUCCGAAAAAUUCGGCGAUCACGAAAAACACGUACAUAAUAUCGAGGUCGGUUUUCGUUAGGGGUAUUUUUUUUUUUUUUUUUUUUAAUGUAUUAGGUACAUCUAUUCCGGAAACUGUGUUUAAUUACCAUUGGCAGUUUUAAAAACUAGAUAUAUCGAAAACCCGUUGUUGAUAUGCGGAAAAAAGUUCGACUUGCGCCUGUACGUGUUGGUCACGUCGUUUCAGCCGCUGAAAGCUUAUCAGUUUAAAUUCGGGUUCUGCCGUUUUUGCAGCGUCAAAUACAAGUACGACUCUCAAGUGAGCGACAUCAAUUGUUUAUUCGCUCAUUUGACGAACGUAUCUGUACAAAAACAAGGUACCUACCUAAAUGUGGUUAUAAUGAAUUGAUCGCGUGUUUACCCGGUCCGAGGAAUAAAACCGACUCUAUACAUUUCGACGCAAAAUAAAAUAAUCAUAAGAAAUUCUAAUAAUGUCAAUUUCGACAAUCGACUGUUAUACGAUAGAUACGUUAUUGUGAAAAUUUACAAAUCUAAUACAAAUAAUUAUUACAGGCAACGAUUACAAUUGUAUACACGGCGGUAAGUGGUCUACGGAAAAUCUGAAAUUAUAUUUGGCCGGAAUCCGGGGCGAAAAACUCGUUAAAAAACUGUUUGACGAUAUUUCCCAUAUAAUUCUUCAUUCGUUAAAGGCCGUCCGCAACGUCAUGUCUCGAGACAAACAUUGUUUCGAGUGUUAUGGGUACGACAUCAUCGUGGACGAGAAACUGAAACCUUGGCUGAUCGAGGUGAAUUCGUCGCCGUCGCUCACGUGCACCACGGUCAGCGAUCGUCUUUUGAAAUCCAAACUUAUCGACAGUAUUCUGUCUGUUGUUUUGCCACCAUCAGGUACUAGUGUAUAA